This is a messenger RNA of Rotaria sp. Silwood1, 726 nucleotides long. The record is from the annotation of a GenBank genome assembly. Lineage: Eukaryota; Metazoa; Rotifera; Eurotatoria; Philodinida; Philodinidae.
AUGCCAAAAUCUUAUUAUUUAAACUCUCGUCUUCUAAAUGCUUUAUUAGAUGCAUAUAUAAAAUGUGGUGAUAGUUCAAAUGGAGAAAUUCUUUUUUUAAAAAUGAAUAAAUCUAUUGAAAAUUAUGGAAAUUUAAUGAGUGGAUUUAAUAAGGAAAAUAAUCCUGAAAAAACAUUAGAUUUAUUUAAUAAAAUGAAAAAUGAUGGUAUUCAAGCAAAUAUUAUUAUUUAUCUUUGUCUUAUUAAAGCUUUAUCAAGAAUUGGUGAUUAUUCUUUAUCUAUAUCAAUGAUUAAACAAAUUCCUGAUUCUUUUCUUCAUGAUAAUCAAAUUAAAACAGCAUUAAUUGAUAUGUGGGGUAAAACUGGAUAUGUUGAUAAAGCAAAAGAUAUGUUUGAGAAAAAUCUUCAACCAGAUCAAGCAAUGUAUAAUUCAAUGAUUCAUUGUUAUGGUUUAAAUGGAAAAGCUACUGAAGCAAUUCAACUUUAUCAUCAUAUGCCGAAAGAUUUUAUUGAUGAAAUAACUAAUGUUUGUACUUUAAACGCUUGCUCACAUUCAGGAUUAAUUGAUGAAGCUCGUUCCAUCUUUCAAAGUAUUGAAAAUAAAACAGAAAAUAUUUAUGGUGCAAUGAUUGAUUGCUUUAGUCGUGGAUCAUUUUUUGAAGAAGCACAAAAAUUAAUUGAUCAAUAUGAAUAUUCUCAUCCACCUGCCGUAUCAAUGUAUAGUUAG